AUGGAAACGGAACAACCAAAGAACGACACUUCUUCAAGCACACCAACUACAUCUCAGUCCAAGAAACCAAGCCAGGCACUCUACGUACCAAAGAAACGACUCAACACAUCGAAAGACAAACCUCAAAUUGAGGGAGAAGUCAAACCGAGACCCAGGCCACGUUACACAGACAAGGCUCGAAAGAACGCUAAAAAUAAGAAGGACAAGGCAGUAGCAAAAGAUGAGCUGCCGCCUGUUGGAAUAGAUGGGGAUGGGACAAUUACUGGUAAUUCUACUGUAGAGGUUGAGCGGCUACAUCUUCCGGAGGUGGCGCCCAAUGGACAGCUAGAAUCGGCAGAUGUUCCUGAUGCAUCCUGUCACGAUGAAAAGGCAUCAGAGGACAGUUGGGACACUUUAUUUAAUGAUGACGGAGAUUGUCUCAAUAAUCAGCUGGAAGAGCUCUCAUUGAGUGAAGGUCGAAAGGAGUCAAUCCAGGAGGCAAGAUUUGAUUAUUAUAACAUGAACAAAUUUGAUGAUGACGACAUAGACCAUAGUGAGGAAGACCUCUCACACGUCAUUGAGAUCUACGAUAUCCCUUCUGAGUUUAAGACGGAGGAUCUUUUUAAGUUAUUUCAGGGAUACCAAAAGAGAGGUUUUGAUAUCAAGUGGAUUGAUGACACACAUGCUUUAGGUCUCUUUGCAAGCCCAACUGCAGCCCGCGAGGCAUUAAGAUCCAAGCAUCCACUUAUGAAGCUGCGCCCACUCUCCAAAUCCACUUCAGCGACUAAGGCCACAGCUCGUACUUUUUCUGAGUCGCCCUUGCCUGCUAAAGAGAGACCUCAAACCAGUGCAGCUCUGGCUCGCAGGCUCGUGAUUGGCGCCCUCGGUGUGAAGAACAAUGUCACCAAGGAACAGCGGGAGGCAGAGAAGCGGAAGCUGCAGGAAGCUAGAGAACAAAAGCGUCUGGCAGCCAAACAGAGGGAAGAUGCUUGGGAGGGAAGGUGA
This is a messenger RNA of Nerophis lumbriciformis (worm pipefish), 984 nucleotides long. Lineage: Eukaryota; Metazoa; Chordata; Actinopteri; Syngnathiformes; Syngnathidae. The record is from RefSeq and is a predicted model, not a curated record.